CUGACCGAGGAUCGUCUCCACUUCUCAUUUACAGAUGACCGUCGACGAAACGGAAGAAACACUUGCACGAUUCCGAGUCUCUAGGGAGCUAGGAUUUCUUACACAAUGCGACAUGAGGAAAAUUCCCGAUUAUUAUCGGCCGUGGAUUAUACUUUGUGAUGCUAUGGUUGAACUUGUCAAGAAUAAUGUUGUACGUGAAGCCAUUCUAUUCCUUCCACAGCUUGAUACGAAUAGGCUCGUGACUUAUGAGGAUUGGAGGACAGCGCAUCUGCUCUUGGUCACAAUCGCAUCAGGAUAUUUAUGGAGCGGCAAGCCUAGUGAUGCCCCUCUCGUGUUGCCAAAAAACAUCUGCGCUCCACUUGUUUCGGUCUCGGAACGGCUAGGAUUGCGACCAGUCAUAUGCCAUGCAUCUGCUUGUCUUGCCAACUGGCAUCUGAUUGACAAUAGCCAGCCAUUCUCACCAGAUAAUCUACAGUUGAAUGCGUUCACAUUUCUCAAUACAAAAGGAAAUCAUUGGUUUUUCACCGUCACUGCACAGAUCGAGAAAGAUUUCGGACCUUGCACCUAUGAGAUCGUACGAGCAGUGCUUUAUACAAAACGAGGAAAACCCUACAAUUUGGAUAUAGCAAUUUCAUCGAUAACAACAUGUUUAUACAACGCUGGGAAAACUAUGACGAGAAUGGGAGAGUUCCUAUCUGCUAAAGAAUUCUUCCAUGAACUGCGUCCGUUCCUUUGGGGGUACAAUGAGGGUUCACUGAAAGAAAGCGGAAUUCUUUUUGAAGGCAUGGAACAUCUGGGUCACUUAAAAUAUGGAGGUGGUAGUGCUGCUCAAAGCUCUACGAUACAGCUUAUCGACGCAUUUUUGAAGGUUGAGCAUACAGGUGCUGACAACGAUUUUCUAAUUCAACAACGAGAAUACAUGCCAAGAGAACAUCGAGAAUUACUUGAAUGGGUUGAAACAUCUACACCAGUUCAGAAAUUUACGCCAAGACGUGAAGAAGCUCUCGAAGCUCUUAGAGCGUUCCGCUCGAAGCAUCUCAAUCUUGUUGCCCAAUACAUUCUCUCGCAAAUAGAGAGUCCCGCAUCGACCACAGGAACUGGUGGAACACCGUUCGUGAAAUUUUUGAAAAAUUGUAGAUCUGACACCAAAUGAAACUUCCAAGAAAAAUGAAUUAGGUGAAAAUAAAUGUUCGAAAUGUGUUUCAAUUAUAGCAUGAUUUAUCG
Molecule: messenger RNA, 1224 nt
Organism: Cylicocyclus nassatus
Lineage: Eukaryota; Metazoa; Nematoda; Chromadorea; Rhabditida; Strongylidae
Source: the annotation of a GenBank genome assembly